Armigeres subalbatus is the source of this 651-nucleotide messenger RNA. RefSeq names its product C-type lectin domain family 6 member A-like. NCBI's taxonomy places the organism in Eukaryota, Metazoa, Arthropoda, Insecta, Diptera, Culicidae. The record is from RefSeq and is a predicted model, not a curated record. The coding region runs from base 115 to 582 and encodes 155 amino acids. The transcript is spliced from 2 exons.
GAUAUUGCACUCAGUUACAAAUAAUACUUUCACCAAAAGAGUCUCUCAUUAAGAAUAUAACUCAUACUUUGAACAAAUUGGAUUGGCAGUGUCCUAACUAUCCGUGGUAUAAAAAUGCAAAAAAUAUACAUAUGUUGCCUAUUGAUUGCUUACCUCCACAUGAGCUUAUCGGCUGAACCCAAAUAUCACGUUGCCACUUAUGCGAGCAACUGGUUCGAAUCGGCAGAGUACUGUCAUCGAAUGGGCCGGCGCUUGGCAAUCGUCGAUUCCGAAAGGAAGCAUUCAGCGGUCGUUGCAGCAGCGAAGAAAACGCAACUUUGGUCAUCAGGGAACUUUGGCGUCUGGCUAGGUGCCACUGAUCUUGCUCGGAGAAACAAUUUCGUGUGGCACAGCACCGGAGAGCGGGUGGAAUUUGCCAAAUGGAGAUUCGCCGAGCCAAGUGGGGGCAACGAACAUUGCUUGGUGCUGCAGUACUGGCCGUGGUUGGGAUUUUUCUGGUCGUGGAACGAUGCCUCGUGUGAUAAGAAGUUGUAUGCAAUUUGUGAGGCUGAUCCAACUGUGGAAUGUAUUCAAGCAUUGUGAUUGGGAAGUAAUAACGUGUUUGGAGCGCUUUGUACUGAAUGAUGGUUAAAAUAAAUGGAAUUUUAUCUA